Molecule: messenger RNA, 417 nt
Organism: Linum tenue
Lineage: Eukaryota; Viridiplantae; Streptophyta; Magnoliopsida; Malpighiales; Linaceae
Source: the annotation of a GenBank genome assembly
AUGGUUGUGAUGGAGCGAGGAGCGGCAUCGCCGUCAUUAAUAAUAAUGCUACUAGUGACCGCCGUCAUCUUCAUGUAUCUGGCGGCGGACGGCGUCGUCAUGGGCGACGGUUUCUGCGUAGGUGGCGAAAUAAGCGACGACGGGACCCACUCGGCGUACGUGGCACACGUGCUGUCGGAGCUUGAGACGGUCACCCCCACCACAUCUACGCUUACGGACACGACAAAGUUUCCUGGCAACGGCGCCAGUGGCUCCGUCGUGGGCAUGGCGUCGUGUUCUGAUCCUAAUGAUCCCGACCUCUGCGCAAGCUGCCUCUUGGGCCUGCAGCAGCUGCUUUCCGGUUCCUGCAGCACCCGGGCCGGCGGCUACGCUAACUCCGACGCUUGCGCCAUGGCUUUCGGAACUCCCAGCACGUAG